Molecule: messenger RNA, 2423 nt
Organism: Amborella trichopoda
Lineage: Eukaryota; Viridiplantae; Streptophyta; Magnoliopsida; Amborellales; Amborellaceae
Product: cyclin-A2-1
Biological process (GO): mitotic cell cycle phase transition
Molecular function (GO): cyclin-dependent protein serine/threonine kinase regulator activity
Source: RefSeq, a predicted model, not a curated record
AAAAUGAAGAAACACCCACCCCGUUUCUUUGCAACUUUCAAACAGCCACCCUCCCGCUCACUCCCACCUCUCUCUGUAUAUAUUUCGGGGGGCUCUCUCUUUCUCUCUCUGCACUUUUGCUCUCUUUCUCUCUCAUCCCCUUUUUCAUGGUUGUUGGCUGGAGGCCCCACUCUCCGGCCAUUGUUGGCCUUGGAGCAGAGAAUGCAAAGAAUCUCAAUGCCAGGAGCCUUACUUUUGUUCCUCUCUAAGGCCAUAUGAUUGUGGUCAUGAAGGAGAAUUCAGUAAUGGCUGGAAAUCGGGAGCCUAUGGGAAGAAUAACUCGUGCUCGUGCCUCAGCAUCAGGUUUGAAUAGCGGGCCAUUACUCUCAGAGUCCCCAAAUGUACAAAAAGAAAAUAGAAAGGGCCUCAGAGGAACUUCAAAGAAAGCAACCUUGGAUGAGAACAGCAAUGUUUUUCCUUCCAAACCCAAUUUGCGACAUGACAAGAAAUGGGAUCUGAGGGGAACAUCAAAAAGAUCAGCUUUGGAUGAGAAUCAUGUGGGUCCUUCCAAUCCAAGCUUGCAGUAUAAGAGACGGGCUGUUCUCAGGGAUGUGUCCAAUAUUUGUUGUGAGAGUAGAUAUAUGAAGUGCAUGACUGCAGCCAAACCUCAGAUUGUGAAUCGUAAGGAAAAGACUAGAGUACCACCCACCAAGGGAAGGAAGAUAUCAAAUGCUGCAAAAAGCUUACCACCAAGCAAGGGAAGGAAGAUAUCAAACGCUUCCAAAAGCCAGCUGCAAGUUGUUCCUGUUAGUUCCCAUGUCUCUGAUAAUCGUGCUGAAGAACUGAAAGAAGUGCAGGAUGAUUUGAGAUCUCAUAUGGCCAUAAAGGAUUAUAAAUCCAAGCUGCCUGAGAAGCAUGAGAGCACUUGUGCUUCACAUAUUACACUGACCAAGCAAUUGGCAGGGUGUAUGGAAAUCGGCGAGAGCAUACCAGCUAAUGGUGGUUCUGGAGAUUCUUUAGUUGAGAAUCUGGAGGAGAGAGAGAUCUCUUCAAAACAUUGUAACACUGCCAAGGGUAAUCUUUAUGAGGAUUCAGGAAGUUUGCAUAGUCGAGGCAUCACAGAGAUUGAUUGCGACUGUAAUGAUCCUUCUAUGUGUUGCAUGUAUGCUCCUGAUAUAUAUAAUUAUCUACGUGUUGCUGAGCGGAACCGAAGACCAACAUCAAAUUUCAUGGAGACUGUGCAGAGAGAUAUCACUCAAAACAUGCGUGGAAUACUUAUUGAUUGGCUUGUUGAGGUUGCCGAGGAGUAUAAGCUUGUCCCAGAUACUCUGUACCUCACUGUGUACCUUAUUGAUCGAUUUCUUUCUGGGAAUCUAGUGGAGAGACAGAAAUUACAGCUUCUUGGCGUAACCUGCAUGCUUCUUGCGUCUAAAUAUGAAGAGAUUUGUGCCCCUAGUGUUGCAGACUUCUGCUACACCACUGACAAUACUUACUCUAAAGAAGAGGUGUUGAAUAUGGAGACCAGAAUCCUUAACUAUUUAAAAUUUCAACUGACUGUUCCCACCACAAAAACUUUUCUCAGGAGAUUUCUUCGAGCUUCACAGGGUACCUUUAAGGAGGUUUCCUCUCUCUCACUGGAGUUCCUGGCAAACUACUUGGCAGAGCUGACACUAAUUGAAUAUAGCUUUCUGACGUUCCUUCCUUCUCUCAUUGCUGCAGCAGCUGUGUUCCUUGCCAGAUGGAUGCUUGAUCCAUCAAGGCAUCCCUGGAAUCGAACUUUGGAGCAUUAUACUGGAUAUAAGGCAUUGAAUUUGAAAACCAUGGUUUUCGCAUUACAUGAUCUGCAAAUUAAUCGUAAAGGCUGCACUCUAAAUGCUAUCAGAGAGAAGUAUCGUCAGAGCAAGUUUCAGUGCGUGGCCAAUCUUCCUUCGCCAGAACUUCUUCAAACCCUCUUCUCAUGACACUAAAUAUCACUGACUCUAAAGCGACUCUUCAGUCUUUACCUCAUUUGAAUGAAUCAAGAAGCAGGCCAUGUUAAAGAUUUCAUAAUGACUUCUUUGGGUUGAAAGUUGAAGAUUAAUUUGAUCUUCAGUGUACUGAUUACACUUGUCUAUUUUCCUCCCUCUAAACUUGUCCAUUUACACUAGACAAACUCACCAUAGGAAAGACUUCAAAGGUGAUUUUCAAUUUCUAAUUCCUGAAGGGUUAUUUAUUCAAGCCCUUUAGCUGAUACAAGUUCUUGCGAAGCAGCAAAGAAAUGUCACAUUUGGUGGUUCUCUGAAUAACUGUAACUAUGGAUAGGUCUCUAUUUUUCAGUUAUUGGGUCCUGAGUUGUCAAAUUAUGCAGUUUCAGUGGUGCAAGCCCAUCAAGAUAAUGCUGUAACUUCAAGGCUCUGUUAGUAUAUUCUACUGUUUAUAAUAUUGGCAUUUCUUAUUGCAUUUCA